Acanthoscelides obtectus is the source of this 2404-nucleotide messenger RNA. The record is from the annotation of a GenBank genome assembly. Lineage: Eukaryota; Metazoa; Arthropoda; Insecta; Coleoptera; Chrysomelidae.
GCAGGAGGGGGCAGCUGUCCUUUCUUCCCUCCAGCUCGGUAAAAAUUUAAUUGUUCAUGAACAGGCUUCUCCACAAGCUGAAUCAAUAUCUAUUAGAUGAGAAAGUUGAAGUCUAUGUUAGAUAUAAACUUAAUUUUGUAUCAAAGUAUUGCAAACCACUAAAUUAUCAAUUAAGAAAGCAUCUCGUGCAAUAUUUGCAUCAAGGUUUCAAAAAAGUAGUUUUCCAUCCUCAAAUCAUCGUAGAAAACUCUUGUUGAAUGGAUGAGACAAUAAAAAUGGAAUAGAAAAUAUCAAGCAUAGGGAAGUAGAUAAUUUGUGAAUCUUCCAACAAAAAAAAUGUUGAAGCUGCCCCCUCCGUUUUGAGCUGGGUACGCCCUUGAAUAUUAUUCAUACUUGUCAGUUUCAGAUUAAAAUCUAUCUCUGAGAGGUUAUUUUCGAUAUAAAGAAUUUUUUAUCAAUUUGGAAAUGGAAUUAUAAUCAAUUAUUUGAAAAACAAUGCUUCAUCACAAGGGUCAAAUCGUUGUACAUUUCCCUUUAUAAAAAACGGAUGAUAUAAUAGAAAGCUUUACUAUCUCGUAUGAAUUUAUAUAACAAUGAAAUAUAUUGUGGUACUAGUAGUUUGUUUCCUAGGAGCACAAGCUGUAAAAGAAGACGACAUAACCUACCACUUUCACAACAGGACAACAAGCAACUAUGAGAUAAAGCAUAACCAGUUGAACCGAAUAGCUGGUUUCGAUUUCACCAAACCAUCAUUCAUAUUGAUACAUGGAUGGCACAGUGCUUCAAACUCACCAUUUGAUGGAGAAAUCGUAAAGGCGCUUUUGAAAGAGCAUGAUGUCAACGUCAUAGUAGCAGAUUGGAGCCCAAUUGCUAAGGAUAUUUACAUAGUUGUAAAAUUCAAUGUCCCCACCGUCGGGAAAUACGUUGGAUAUGUAAUCAACAACAUAACUGAAAAGUAUGGACCUAUCGAGAAAAACCUUAGUUUCGUUGGCCAUUCAUUAGGGGCUCACGUAGCUGGUGUGGCAGCAAGGUAUUUAGGCAACAAACCUGACCUUAUUGUAGGUCUAGAUCCAGCAUUUCCUUUCGUCAAUAUCAAAGAUGAAAAUUACGCUCUAUGUAAAGCUGACGCUAAGUUUGUGCAAGUCAUCCAUAGUGGUAUCAUAGCUGGUAUUCAUGCACCUGUGGGCCAUGCAGAUUAUUUUCCUAACGGAGGAUUUAUACAGCCCGGAUGUGGCAUAAAUAUUGAAUGUUAUCACAAAAGAUCACAUUAUUAUUAUGCAGAAUCUUUGAAGAAUAACAAAUUUUGCGCUCAUAGUUGCGCCGGCUACUGGAAGUUCAAAUUUGGGCACUGCAAUGACAGCAAAACAUCACUUAUGGGAGGAUAUCCAGUUGACGAAAGUGCUAGUGGAAAAUAUUACUUGGACACAAAUUCAAAAUCACCUUAUGGAAGAGGACCAUGUGGAAGCUUCGGGGAUGACAUAUCCAAGAAAGAAGAGUCCAACCAAAGAGAUAUGUAAUAUGUAUUUAUUGCAUCAUUGACAUUACAACAUAGCAUUAAAAAUACGGUGCAAAUGGCGGAAUCUUGCCAUUGGCCGAUCUACUCAACCAAUAUUUUAAAAUAUAAAAAAGUGUAAAUGAAGUAUCUAGUAUAAUACUAUAAACUAUAAAAAUGUCUGUUGCGGUAUACGUGAAUAAAUUAACUGCUUCUAAAGGUGUUGAAAAUAUAUUGUUUAAAUAGAGAAUUUAAUUUAUGAUGAUUUGCUUAAGAGCGCUGAAGCAUGGCUGUGCGAUGUCUUCGUAUGGAUAAUGUGCUCGUAUAGCUUAAAUUUAAAUCAUGAAGGCUAUCAAGACAAUUGUAGGAAUGACUCACGAUACGGCUCUUAGUCUAUGAGUAGACCCAAAUGUUUGCAUACAUCAUUGAGUUUUAAAUCUUUGCUGUAUAUUUUCAGAUCCAGGCUUGCUUUUCGAUGUAUCUGCUUUUCUGGCAAAGAAAUACAAUUUUUGAUUUUCAAGAAUGUUCAAUGUUAAUUUGCUAUAGAGCAACUAUGGUACAAAAAUGAUUCCUUACAAAAACUCGGUGUGUUGAAGUUUUAGGAAAAAAAUGGAAAUUAAUUAAUAUUUUCAGAACCGCUUCAGAUAUUUCCCUGAUAUUUAGUACGUAGUGAAAGUUAAUAAAGUUGCAUAUUUUUCAAUGUAAAUAUUAUUUUUAGCUUUAACAGUGGCGUGCGUACGGAUAUUGACUUCGAUAUUUUUUAACAAAAAAAUGGUACGCCAAUGGUUUUCUACCAGAUAAAAAUUAUUUUUGAAUUCCCCGUUCAAUUUAAAACAAAUGAUCUCUCUCGAAUUGUUUUUCUUCGAUGCGCCUUUUUUGAGUAAAAAAAUAAAAACCGUUCUAUUGUCUAAC